Entamoeba invadens IP1 is the source of this 1185-nucleotide messenger RNA. RefSeq lists its product as hypothetical. The coding region runs from base 1 to 1185 and encodes 394 amino acids. The record is from RefSeq and is a predicted model, not a curated record. The transcript is spliced from 3 exons. Lineage: Eukaryota; Evosea; Mastigamoebida; Endamoebidae.
AUGACGCUCUCCUCGGACGAGUCGACUCUUGUCAAGGCGACUCGAAACGAAGACCUUCCCCCCAAACAAAAAUAUUUAAACGAAAUUUUGUAUUGCUAUCAAAAUUUGGUCGACUACGAGUCGAUGACCGACAUAGUUGCUGAACGCGCAAAAGGGAGUUUUAAGAGUUGGAUGGAUUUCGGGCACAUUUUAGUGAUCAUGUUAAGUAUCGAAAAGAUCGAUUCAAAACAUACUCUUCUCAAAAAGUAUAAGAAGGAGACCUGUAAAUUUAAGGAUAUCCCUUUAGGUACUAAUUCUCACGAAAAACUGACAAAAAUGUUCUCUGAGUAUUUCGUUCGUCUUGUUGCUAUGUACAACAGUUUGGGAAUCGUCAUCGAGGAGAACACUACUAUUUUCGAAUUGAAAACUACCGACAACUGGAGACGGUUGUUUGCAAUCACGGACGAACUGUUUUCUCACUUCGAUUUUUUUAAAUCUGUUGAAUGGCAGAACACCGAGUUAUACGUGUCUCCACUUUGCACUGUCAUAGUCCAACUUUUACUUCGGGAGGCCGUCACAGUUGUUUUCAAGUUGGUAUUGAUUUGUAAUAAUUUUAUUAAAGAUAUUAAUCACAUUCAACCGGUUCACUUAACUAAACUGGCUGAGACAUUCACCAAUUUGUCGAAGUGUAUUUCAUAUAUGAGCUCCGACUUAAAAAAUCGAGUUCCAGAAAAUCAAAGAGGAUUGUUCCCAGAAGUCACUCUUCCUCCUACCAUCUUCGAGGCCCUUAACAAAAUUUUGAUGAGUGGCGAACGGUUUGAACAAACUAAAGCUGCUCCUAUUGUUGAACAAACGUUAACACAAUACAUCGACUUCAUCAACACAAAUGAAGCGCCAUUUGACAACUAUAUCACUUCAAUAGAAAAUAUUCCAGUGAACGACCAAGGCUCAAGAUCAUCGUCGACGUCGACUUCUAACUCGCGAAGUGGCUCGAAGAGUCGAAAAGGAAGUCAGAGCUCUUCGACACGUCCACACGUCAGACAAAAUUCGUUGCACACGCCAACACAAGGAAUGCCACGUUACAGUUACAGCGCGACGCCGCGAAAACAACGAGCGGGGUCGACAGACUACUCCCUCAACCCAACACUCGCCCCGGAAGGCACUCCAAAUGAAAAGAAGAGGCAUGACUCGGUUCAACAGAUAUGA